AAAUCCUAAAUUAAUUAAAUGUAUAAAAAAAAUUAGAAAAGAGAAUGAGAAGGAAAAGGUCAGAGUCAAUGAGUUGAAUCUGAAAGUCGUUACAAACCUUGGCUGCUCUGCUGCUGCUACCGCCGUCUAUUAAUAACUACUUCAACUGUUUUUCCAUUUCAUAUUGUUUUCUAAAUCUCAAACUCCAUGGCUUCUAUACAAUCUCAAGAAAAAGUACCGCAGCUUCCACAAAACCUUGUUGAUGAUGAUAUUGAUGAGAUCAACAAGGUUAAGCUCAAUAGCGAAACCAAAAAUACCAAGAAGAAUAAGAAGAAGAAGAAUAAGAAGUUGAAUUUCCCCAAGUUUGGUUGUUUUAGAAUCCAACAUGAUGCUACUGGUGAAGGUAGUGGUUUUGAUAUUGAAGUUGUUGAUGCUUCUGGUCACACUUCUAAUCCAACUCAUUUGAUCAUUAUGGUUAAUGGUCUCAUUGGCAGUGCUCAUAAUUGGAAAUAUGCUGCAAAACAGUUUCUGAAAAGGUAUCCCUAUGAUACUAUUGUACAUUGCAGUGAAUCUAAUUCUUCUACGUUGACAUUUGACGGUGUUGAUGUAACAGGAGAUAGAUUAGCGGAGGAGGUUAUAUCAGUUAUAAAACGCCACCCAAGUGUUCAGAAAAUUUCAUUUAUAGCUCAUUCUUUAGGUGGCUUGAUAGCAAGGUAUGCAAUAGCAAAGCUUUACGAGAGAGAUAUUUCGAAGGAACUAUCUCAGGGGAAUGGACAUUAUGAGAAUCAGAUUUCAAAUCAAGAAUGUCACGAUAGAAAAUAUGAAGGGAAAAUUGCAGGACUGGAGCCUAUUAAUUUUAUUACUUCAGCAACACCACACCUUGGUUGUAGAGGGCAUAAGCAGGUUCCUUUGUUCUGUGGAUUUUACUCUUUGGAGAAUGUAGCAUCUCGUCUUUCACGGUUUCUUGGUAAAACAGGAAAGCACCUAUUUUUAACUGACGGCAAGAAUGGAAAACCUCCACUUCUUCUCCAGAUGGUUCGUGACUCUGAAGAUAUUAAAUUCAUGUCUGCUUUACGGUCCUUCAAACGCCGUGUUGCCUAUGCAAAUAUUCGUUAUGACCAGCUGGUUGGAUGGAGCACAUCAUCUAUAAGGCGUAGAAGCGAACUUCCAAAGCGCCGAAAUUUUAAAAGACACGAGAAGUACCCACAUAUUGUAAAUGUAGAGACUGCAAAACCCACUUCUGUUCCAGAGGAAGUUCCAUGUGAAUCCAAAGUUAGUAGUGAAUCCAGUAAAAUUGACUUGGAAGAGGAAAUGAUCAGAGGCUUAACCACAGUGAGUUGGGAUAGAAUUGACGUCAGCUUCAGUGGUAGUAGGCAGAAAUAUCUCGCACAUAAUGCAAUUCAGGUUCAAACUUACCGCAUCAAUUCAGACGGAGCAGAUGUGGUCCAACACAUGAUUGACGAAUUUGAGUUAUAGAAAUUACCUAUAUAUAGUGUCCCCUUCUAACACAUAGGGUAGUGCCAUUCUUUUUUCUUCUCCCGGGGAGACUAGACGGGAGAAUGUUUGUGGACAUUCCCACCAACUUAUUUUGCCAUCGAGUACUGGUGAGGAGUUUGAGUAGCAUGUAUGAAAUUAUAAGUUCACAGCCUUUGUCGUAUAACAAAAGGCCAUUGGAAGUUGAAAAAAAUAUAGUCCAAGAAGGCAAGAAGUAUUAGGACACGGAAAGGGCAAGAAAUACCGAUGAAAGGAUGAAACGGGUUGUGUAAAUAUUACACUGCCGCAUAGAGUAUGCUUUUAUGCUACCUAUUCUAUACGGUUGUAUAAUUAAGUUUUUGAAUUAGCUCUUGUCAUUUCUCAUUUUUCUGAAAGAAAUGGGAAAUGGGAAACAUGAUUAUUAUUUUUAUUUAAAAGGAACAAACAUGCUGAUUAUGUGCAUGAGACUUGUGAUGCUUCCAAGUUUGCUUCAAAUGGUGGAAUUGCUACUUUGCUCAAAGUAAAGAUAAAAGGGAAAUGAAUCCUCUCCAUUUUCUCUCUUGAUUAUUAAAGUUAAGCAGUGAUUUUGAAUGUAGAAAUGAUAUUUGGACCCAUUUAUUGUCACGUAAUAAUUAUAUUUUCAAAACUAUAGUAACGAAAUGAAGUUUUUUCAUUCUUAAUUGAGAUGGAAGUGGAACAAGGAAGGUACUAAAGGCGGAUUGUGCCCUUAUUCUUUGCAA
Molecule: messenger RNA, 2192 nt
Organism: Trifolium pratense (red clover)
Lineage: Eukaryota; Viridiplantae; Streptophyta; Magnoliopsida; Fabales; Fabaceae
Product: putative lipase ROG1
Exons: 10
Coding region: 187-1455 (422 amino acids)
Source: RefSeq, a predicted model, not a curated record